Molecule: messenger RNA, 1209 nt
Organism: Maylandia zebra (zebra mbuna)
Lineage: Eukaryota; Metazoa; Chordata; Actinopteri; Cichliformes; Cichlidae
Gene: armc7
Product: armadillo repeat containing 7
Molecular function (GO): protein binding
Source: RefSeq, a predicted model, not a curated record
GGAACCUUCGUCUUAUCCACGCAGCUACACGGAGGCAUUUCAUGGUCAGACCGCGCCGGGAACGAACUGAAAAGAAUAAAGCGGAGAGCGGAGCUGGUAGUGGAUUAUGUGGAGGAGCGGCUCGUCCGGAGGCUCUGACCGCUUUGAGUAUUUACAAACUCUGGUCACCGAGUUUCAGGACACCGACAGCGACGAGGCAAAGGAACAAGUUCUGGCUAAUUUGGCCAAUUUUGCAUACGAUCCAAAGAACGUGGAGUAUCUGAGAGAGCUGCAGGUGACUGACCUCUUCUUGGACAUGCUGACUGAGGAGAAUGAGAACUUUGUGGAGUUUGGGAUGGGAGGGCUCUGUAACCUCAGCAUGGACCCUGAGUGCAGAGAUGUCGUCCUGCAGAGCGACGGCAUCCGCUUAGUCACAAACUGCUUGUCGAGCCAGAGGGAAGAGACUGUCCUGUCAGCCAUCACCACCCUCGUGAACCUCCUAACACCCACGUCACGCUCUCAGAUCACCGAUCCCGCCAUCCUGCAGUGCAUGCUGCGCUUCUCCCUCUCCGAGAGCCCGCGUCUGCGCAACCUGGCUACCGUGUUUCUGCAGGACUCCUGCAGCGAGGAGCAGGUGGCGCAGGCGCAGCAGCAGAUGGAGGGGCAGCAGACGGCAGUCGGCAUCCCGCUGCCCAAAGACUAAAGACACAGCACAGACCUUUAUCUUUUUAUAAGUUUGCUCUCUCUGUGAUUCACUCUCUGUGAGAGCGUCACAGAUGUUUCACCCGCUGGAGCCAAAAUUUGAAAUGUUGUUCAAAAAAAAAUAAAAACAUUUUGGACAUCCGCUGGUAAGAAGUAAUGGAUUCACUUGACAAAAAUUAUGCUGCUUUUUUGGAAUUAAUAAAGUAAUUCUCUCAUUAACUGUGAGUAAACCUUUCAUUAUGAAAAGUUUACUCCCAGUUUGAGGUCUUUAAGGCAUCAACAAGAUACCUUAAAAUACCAAAACAGCAGUCACAUGAUGGCUGCCCCUCUGUGAGCCUGGUUUCUUCAGGUUUCUUUCUCUUUAAAGGGAGUUCUUUCUUCCUGCUGUCACCAGGUGUUUGGUCAGAGGCAGCAGUUUGAUUGUUAGGGUUUUCUCUGCAUUACUGUAAGGUCUUGCAGUAUUAAAUGUCUUGAGGUGACUAUUGUUGUGAUUUUGUGCUAUUUAAGUAAAUCUGGAUUAAAAUGAAA